AUGGGAACUGCCUUGAAGCCUGUAACCACCACCAAGUCAGACGUGGUGAUGGAUGAGUUUGCUGGGGAAACGAUUGACGAUCACAAGCCCAUCGAUGGCUUUAGCGAUGCCGAGAAGCAACUAGAAGACACAGGCUCCAUUCCAUGCGACUUCGUAUACAGCUCCAAGGAGAGUACUCGGAUCCGAUGGAAACUGGACCUGAUUCUUCUGCCUAUGAUGGCAUUUACUUACAUACUUAACUAUAUGGACAAGGUUGCCUUAUCUGAGGCCUCCAUAUUUGGCCUGCAGAAAGACUUAGGUCUUGUUGGACAACAAUACAGCUGGUCAUCCUCCAUCUUCUACCUUGGAUAUUUGGUAUGGCAGUAUCCCAGCUCGCUCUUAAUGCAGAAGCUUCCGAUUGGACGCUAUUUCGGUGUCAUGAUAUUUCUCUGGGGCCUCACAGCAAUCACAACGGCAUUCACUAAGGGGUUUGCGACACUUUCUAUCAACCGUGUCUUCCUCGGAAUUUUUGAAUCAUGCAUGUCCCCCAUUCUCACGAUUCUCGUAUCUCAAUAUUGGACUCGAGAUGAACAGCCGCUUCGUGCCUCCUUGUGGUGGUCGGCCAGUGCGGUCGGUGCCUUUAUUGCUGAUUCUAUUACCUACGGUGUUUCUGGAAAAGACCACUCUGGUUCCAAAUACGCCGUCUGGAAGAUUAUUUAUCUCGUCUUCGGGUCGGGAACACUGCUCUGGGGUAUCAUUAUCUUUUUCGCAGUGCCAUCAUCACCUAUGGAGGCGUGGUUCCUUAACAAAAGAGAGAGGAAGAUUGCUGCGGCUCAAGUCAUGAAGAACCAUACUAGCAUAAAGAAUACCGAGUAUAAAUGGCACCAAGUCCGAGAAUGCCUGAUUGACCCUCAGCCUUGGAUACUGGCAAUCCAUGCCUUUCUCCAAAGUCUACAGGGUGGAGGGCUAACAUCGUUUUCCAAGAUUGUUUUAACCGAGACCCUUGGUUACACUAGUCGCCAAGCCACUCUAAUGAGCAUGCCGUCCAAUACCAUCCAUCUUGUUUCGGUGGUCUUUGCGGGUUGGUUUUGUAGCCAUUACAAGAAUACAAGAUGCUACGUCAUGAUCGUCACGAACAGCAUCGUGUUAAUCGGUGCGGUAUUGAUCGCCAAUCUUCCUCGUUCCAAUCACAGCGGUCUCCUUGCGUCCUUUUACCUCAUUUACAUGAACACGGUCCCGUUUGGCUUGGGCAUGAGCAUGGUUUCGUCAAAUAUUGCAGGAUUUACCAAAAAGUCUACCGCAAGUGUUCUGAUGUUUCUUGGGUACUGUCUCGGUCAGUUCACUGGGCCUCAACUCUUCAUCGAGAAACAGGCUCCAAAGUUCCAGACAGCUUUUAGGGGCUUCUUUUCCUCCAUAUCUGUCAUGAUCCUUUUGGAGGUUGUACUGGUGUAUCAGAACCAUAGACGGGAUCGCCUUCAAGCAAAUACCAACGGCUCAAACGUUACCGAAAAUGAUUCGGAUCAGACGGAUUGGCAACAACCCUCAUUUAGGGAUGAGACGGAAGAUAUAAAAGCCCGCUCAAGACAUCGCAAAAAGAAAUCCAAUACUUCUACAAAUGCAACGACGCCCCAGCAGACAAAUCCUCUAUCAUUGAACCAACAGAAUGAAUCACACCAGCUGAGAGAGGAGUCGGAACUGCUGGAACUGCCAUCGCUCCCAGUCUUUGACAUGACUACAAUACCUUGGAUUGACGGGAUAUUUGACUCAAAUCUGGGCCAGCAGUGGGAUCCAACGGCAGACACGGCAGACACGGCAGACACGGCAGACAAAGCGAUGUUAUGGAACACUUCUGCCAACUCUGUAGUCGCUAACGAAUCCCCCGACCUAACCCGUGGCCUGUAUGCUAGUCAACUCUUUGCUGAGUUGAACACGCCUGGCUCAGACCAUCAAAGCCCAGGUUCCAAAUCACUCUCAACUAUCUCCGAUCACGUUUUAGCACAGCACUAUACUCAGAGUUUGACAUCAAAAUACAGCUCAAAGGAGCAGGGUUGGAACAAUCACACCUAUUUCUUCAAUCGCUUCAACUCGACCCAUUCAUUUGUAGUAUCUUCCUUAUACGCGUGGACAGCUGCCCACCUCUUCUGCAGCGGAAGAUUGCGAUGUGAAACCAGCGCGAUGGAGCAUUACAGCAAAAGUCUCGUGGGCAUCAGAGAUCAACUUGGAAUCCAUCUCUUGGCAGAAAACGAACCCGAAAUUGCUAGUCAGACCUUGCUCCAACUUCUGGCUCGAGAAGAUGACUUGGAUGCUGUUGCUGUGACUCUCUAUUUUCUGGCUUGGACUGACCUCCUCCUUUCGAGACAGGCAUCUUUGAGACGGAUGCUCAGCCUAGAAGCCACUUUACUGGAUCUCAGUGGUCAUGAUCAGUCACAUACCCUCUACGUCAGAAUGGCUCUAUGGUUCUGCUUUCUCGACGCACGCGCUGCGCUAUUUGGCCAAGGUAACGAUCGCAUUAUACAGUCCAUGGGAGACGACUCGGGCUUGAUGAGAGCCGUGGAAGCGUCAUAUGACUUUCUGCAGAAUGAAUACAGCCUCCUGUACCCUGAGGAAGAACGGCGGCGGGACGAGGCUCAUAAGCCCCUCUAUGUCGCAACAUGUCGCUUAGUAGCUCUUCUGGGAAAACUGUCUCGGACUAGCGGCGACACAACAGACGAGUGCCUUGUCAUGGCUUCCUUGCGCGAUAUUCAGCGAAAUAUCGAAAGCAUCAGCGAGGAAAAAGCUGCAGAAAAUAAAGUGUUUUCCACCUACCUAACAACAAGUGUGCUUUUUCAUGCAGUAGAAAUUUACGCAUCGAGAGUCUACCAGCCUAAUGAACCAAUGUACACAAAAAGCACCCACGGAGAAAAGAUCAUAACUAUUACCAGCGAAUUCUACCGGAGGAUGAAGCGGCCAAGAACGGAAGCGCCCCCGACUAAGAUAUGGCCGGUGCCUCUGAUCAUGGCCGCAAUUGAGGCAAAGGACUGGAUCUACAGAGACUGGGCGCUGCAACAGAUGAAGAGCUACUACAGUGCGGGGAAGCAUUUUGUGAAUGCGUGCACAUUUGUCGAAAAGGUACAUGCCGCCGAGGAGGCGACGGGACGUCGUUGUAAUCUUCAUCAGAUCGCCGAGGAUAUGGGCGAUGAUUUUGUGAUAUGA
Trichoderma breve is the source of this 3171-nucleotide messenger RNA. RefSeq names its product major facilitator superfamily domain-containing protein. Gene Ontology annotation, cellular component: plasma membrane. Gene Ontology annotation, molecular function: dipeptide transmembrane transporter activity; allantoate transmembrane transporter activity. The record is from RefSeq and is a predicted model, not a curated record. The transcript has 13 exons. Gene Ontology annotation, biological process: dipeptide transport; allantoate transport; transmembrane transport. Bases 1 to 3171 code for a protein of 1056 amino acids. Lineage: Eukaryota; Fungi; Ascomycota; Sordariomycetes; Hypocreales; Hypocreaceae.